AUGCAGUCACGACAAGCCAUGGCUGACCGCGACGUUCACGGCGAUCACGAGGAGCCUGCCAAUGCGCGACACCACGCAGGACGUCACGAGAUCUUAAAGCCGUUCAUUCCCAGCAACGGUAAUCUAUACAAGCCCGAUGGAUGGCCUCUAGAGACCUUCGCGGAAAGAAGAACCCUUGCCGACUAUGUCGUUCGAGAAUAUGCAACCCUUCGCAAGCUCCGACCAAAGACUCGUUCAAGCAGCCUUCUUGCUUCGCACAGGAAAGCACUCACUGGGGUGGCAGCAUAUCUGGACAAGAUUAGGAAGAUGGAGGCAUCCGAACGACCCGUGAGCACCAAAGCGGAAGAGACAGAUCAAGAAAAGGAGAUGUCGCCGCCGCCAAACUUUCUAGCUGACUUUGAACUGCCCUCGCGAUCACAGAGCGUUAUCUCACCGGCAGACGAACUCGAAUCUCCACAGAUCCAGACUUCAGACGGCAUCGCCAAACUCCCCAGCGCCCUCAAACAAGAGUCCCUCCGCUCCGCCAAGUUCUACUGA
This is a messenger RNA of Alternaria triticimaculans, 537 nucleotides long. RefSeq lists its product as uncharacterized. The coding region runs from base 1 to 537 and encodes 178 amino acids. The record is from RefSeq and is a predicted model, not a curated record. Lineage: Eukaryota; Fungi; Ascomycota; Dothideomycetes; Pleosporales; Pleosporaceae. The transcript is spliced from 2 exons.